Molecule: messenger RNA, 1733 nt
Organism: Anas platyrhynchos (mallard)
Lineage: Eukaryota; Metazoa; Chordata; Aves; Anseriformes; Anatidae
Gene: GOLGA7B
Product: golgin A7 family member B
Biological process (GO): peptidyl-L-cysteine S-palmitoylation; protein targeting to membrane
Cellular component (GO): palmitoyltransferase complex
Source: RefSeq, a predicted model, not a curated record
AAGCACCCCCGGCGGCACCCCCCCGGCAGCCGUUUCCCCGUCCCCCUGCGCCCCCCCCCGGGGCGGUGCGGCUCCUCCGGGGGUUCCCCGCUAAAGGCUGCGGGCGCCCAUCCCCACGGCCUCGGGGCCGGCCCGGGCGGCUGCGCACACGGGGCCGUGCCGGGCCCGCCUCCGCCUCCGCCGCUCGGCUCGGCAGCACCGCGGACAGCGCCGGUGCCGCCCGCCCGGCUCGGCUCGGCUCGGCUCGGCUCGGCCCGGCCCCGCGGACAGCUCCGCUUCUCCAUCUCCCGGCCCGGUGCGGCGCGGCACGGCUCGGCACGGCCCGGGGCGCACGGCGCGCCAUGGCCACGGAGGUGCACAGCCUGCAGGAGCUGCGGCGCAGCGCGUCCCUGGCCACCAAGGUCUUUGUGCAGCGGGACUACAGCGACGGGACCACGUGCCAGUUCCAGACAAAGUUCCCCCCCGAGCUGGAGAGCCGGAUCGAGCGCCAGCUCUUCGAGGAGACCGUGAAAACUCUUAACAGCUUCUACGCUGAAGCGGAGAAGAUCGGGGGCAGCUCGUACCUGGAGGGGUGCCUGGCCUGCGCCACCGCCUAUUUCAUCUUCCUCUGCAUGGAGACGCACUACGAGAAGGUCCUGAAGAAGAUCUCCAAGUACAUCCAGGAGCAGAACGAGAAGAUCUACGCACCGCGGGGGCUGCUGCUCACCGACCCGCUGGAGCGUGGCAUGAGGGUCAUCGAGAUCUCCAUCUACGAGGACCGGUGCAGCAGCGGCAGCUCCAGCAGCGGCAGCUCCAGCAGCAGCAGUGGCGGCGGGGGGGGCGGCGCGGGGGGCCGGUGACUGGCAGAGAGUCCCUGCAGGGACUCGUACUGCCGGGACAGCGGCCUCUCCGAAAUCCGCAGGCUGCACUACCAGAGCACCCGCUUCUGAGCCCAGAGCGGGGUGGGUGGGUGGGCGGGCGGGGGGGGCCCGGGGGCUGCCCACUCCCCCCCUCUGCGACAUGCCCCCCACAGCGGCUCUGCCCCUGCUCAGACCCGCUGCGGGCAGGGGCUGCUGCUGGGGUGUCCCAGGUGCUUCCCACUGAGCCAAACCAGUGCCAAAGGGCUCCCGCAGCCCCCACCCCGGGGUGCUCUGCGCCGCUGCCCCCGCCCCGAGCAGCCCCAGCGGGCAGCGCCCCAGUGCCUGCAGUGCCCCGGAUGGGGGGCUUCGCCCCGUGCCCCCGGGGUGCCCUGCUCUUGGUGCCACGGGCCCGUCGCCCCAGUGCCACUUCGUCUGCGUGUCGGUGCUGUGCGCACCCCACACGCUGCCCAUUGCUGCUCCGGCAGCACCCCGCUGCCUGCCCGACCCCGUGCCGUCCCCAGCGAGCUCCCUGCUCCUGCUGCUGAGCCCUCCUCUGCCCCCACACGUCCUGCAUGCGCCCCUCACCCCCCUGCAUCGGGGGUGCCCUGCUCCCUGCACCUUGCAGAGCCUCCCCCUGCCCCCCAAUUCUCAGCCUGUGGGGACCCCCAGCUGCAAGGAAGGGCCAGGUGGGGAUUUUUGGGAAUGGGACAAGCCCCUGCGUGGGUGCAGGGUGGAAGUAAGCCUGCAUGGCUCUCCCAGGGCCGCAGGGGAAGGGCUCUGCCCCCCAGGACCCCCCCUCAGCUCGGUCAUUGUGCGCGUGGGGCCCCCAGCCCCGCUGUUCCCGCUGGGGCACCCUGCAUGGAGCCCUUCAAUAAACCUCACGCUUCAUCCCCA